This is a messenger RNA of Sinocyclocheilus anshuiensis, 2995 nucleotides long. Its product is annotated as atrial natriuretic peptide receptor 1. Gene Ontology annotation, biological process: protein phosphorylation; cGMP biosynthetic process; receptor guanylyl cyclase signaling pathway. The coding region runs from base 492 to 2747 and encodes 751 amino acids. Gene Ontology annotation, cellular component: plasma membrane. NCBI's taxonomy places the organism in Eukaryota, Metazoa, Chordata, Actinopteri, Cypriniformes, Cyprinidae. The transcript has 20 exons. Gene Ontology annotation, molecular function: ATP binding; adenylate cyclase activity; protein kinase activity. The record is from RefSeq and is a predicted model, not a curated record.
GGUUGCUAUUUUUAUUUUCACCACUAGAUGGAGACGCGUUUCCACUUUUAAAACUACUCAUUCUAUACAUCUUAUAUAUCUGAGCACUAAAUCAUGAACACACUCACAUACACACUAUAUAGCAUCACACUUUCACUUCUGUAGAAGCAGUGAAUAUCUAUAACGGCCUAUUAGCAUCAUAUCAUUAAUUAUAUAGCAAAGAAGUUCAGUUAGCUCAUAUUAAUUUGCACGUCCCUUUUUUAAGAGACUUAUCUCCACAAUUUAGGAAACAACUUCAAAUGUUUAACUGAUGAUGUUGUUUUUACACUAGUAACAGUUCAAACAAAUAUGUGAAUAGUAUGUUCAUGUAUUAGAACUGCGCUCGUGCCCAGGUGAAGGAUACAUGUGCAAACCCUUCAUCAUCUUCAUCAUCCUUCAGUCUGAAUCUCAUUAGAGUCUCACAGCCUGCAGAGCAUCACAGCAGCCGUCUGCAUCCACACAAGCCCGUCGACAUGAGAUCUCACUGCAUCUGCAUGGUGUGUUUUGUGCUGUGUGUGUUUGGAUGGCAUGAUCUGGAUAACAGUGAAUAUGACUGCUGGCCGCUGGAAAAACCAGAUGAACUCAACAUGAUCGACUGCGGAGGUCUAGAGAUGGCGUGGGUCCUGCGUCCUCCAGAGAAGGUUCUGAGUGGUGAGGAUUUCAGUGUCAUUUACUCUGUGACCGUCAGAGAUGAGUUUUACCAGUGGGCCAUCGACAAUGACAUCUUCAUUCACCGGUCCAUCACAGAUCCAGCUGAAGCCAGACGCUUCUGUGAGCAGCACGAAUGUCCCGCCGACUGGAAGGAUGCGAGCGGAGAAAACUGCUGCAUCCAUCACGCCAACAUCCACUCCUGCCCCAUGGGAUUCAUGAAACAGGCGGAGGAGAGGAUCUGUGGACCCUGGAUCCCAGACGACGGUCGGAUAUUCACUCACACCAUCUCCACUUCUGGAAAAAUUAGCCAGACCAACUGGAGCGCCAAGGUGGUGUUGUUUCACGAGGGAUUGACGUCUCUCAUCGCUCACAUCCGUGUGGGAAACAUGCAGGUCGCACUGGAGGCCAAGAGCACCGUCCUGCCCGCGAUCAGUACUGUAUCUGUGUGUGCUUUAGCAUGUGUUGAGUGUACACUACCGCUGAAAGCUUUGGGUGAUGGACGAACUGUGGCAAUCAAGAAAAUAAAAACGAAAACAUUUUCCCUCUCGAAGACGAUUCGCCAAGAAGUGAAGCAAGUCAGGGAGCUGGAUCAUCCCAACCUCUGUAAGUUCUUUGGAGGUUGUGUGGAGGUGCCCAACGUUGCCAUAAUAACAGAGUACUGCCCUAAAGGAAGCCUGAACGACGUCCUGCUGAACGACGAGAUUCCCUUGAACUGGGGCUUCAGGUUCUCCUUCGCCACAGAUAUCGCUCGUGGGAUGUUGUACCUGCAUCAGUUUAAGAUCUGCCACGGACGACUGAAAUCAGCCAACUGUGUAAUCGACGACCGCUGGGUGUGUAAGAUCGCAGAUUACUGUCUGUGGAUGUUUCGGCGUGAGGACUGUGCAGAACCUCUCACCACGUACCAGCAGAGACUGAAGGAGGUUUACACGCCGCCCGAGGCCCAGAGCGGCAGCCAGGAGCCCACGCUGGCCAGAGACGUGUUCAGCUAUUCUAUCAUCUUACUGGAGAUCGCCACCCGGAAUGAUCCAGUGCCGGCUGAGGACAGCUCUCUGGAGUGCGGCUGGUGUCCUCCGCUGCCGGAGCUGAUUUCAGGGAAAGCCGACAGCACCUGCCCCUGUCCUGCUGAAUACGCUGAGCUGAUUCGCCGAUGCCGUGCUCAUAACCCCGCCCACCGGCCCACCUUUGAGCAGAUCCGCAAGUUUGUCAACAGAAUCAACCCGCACAAAGUCAGUCCUGUAGACAUGAUGAUGGAGCUGAUGGAGAAGUACAGUAAACAUCUGGAAGUUCUGGUCGGUGAACGGACGCAAGAUCUGAUGCUGGAGAAACAGAAGACCGACAGACUGCUUUAUAGUAUGCUGCCUAAACAGGUGGCUGAUGACCUUCGACAGGGCAAACCGCUGCAAGCCCAGAGUUACGUCAGCGCCACUGUGUUCUUCAGUGAUAUCGUCGGAUUCACGCAGUUGUCCAGCACUAGCACUCCUUACCAGGUGGUUGAUUUUCUCAACAAACUCUACACCACCUUUGACGAGAUCAUCGACAACCAUGAUGUUUAUAAAGUGGAAACCAUCGGCGAUGCUUAUAUGGUUGUGUCCGGUGUACCGAGAGAGAACGGGAUUCUCCACGCCUCUGAGAUCGCCAGCAUGGCUCUGGACCUGGUGUCUGUCUGCAAGACCUUCAGAAUCCCCCACAGACCACAAACCCAGCUGCAGAUCCGGGCUGGAAUACAUUCAGGUCCAGUCGUCGCAGGAGUUGUGGGAACUAAGAUGCCGAGAUACUGUCUGUUUGGAGACACGGUGAACACGGCGUCCCGCAUGGAGUCCACCAGCGAAGCGCUGAAGACCCAGUGCAGCUCCAGCGCGUUUUACCUGCUGGAGGAGAUCGGCGGAUACGUGCUCACCUGCAGAGGAGUCUUACAGGUCAAGGGUAAAGGUGACAUGGUGACGUACUGGCUGGAAGGGAAGCGUGCUGCAGCUCCGGCUAAAGACGCGAGGAACCCCGAGACUCACACUGACGAUUACUCCAGUAUCCCAGGAGUCCUCAGCGGCUCUGACAGCGCUGACCUGCUGUGUGACCCCUGACACGCACCUGUCUGUCCGUAGAGAGUCACAGGUGUGUGUUUACCACAGUGAAGCAGCUUUAGUUUAGCUGCUGCUCGUUUAGGAUGACGUGUAACUUUAGCUGUACUUGUGUAUUUCCUCUGUGUUUGACCAGUCAGUGUUUGUAGCAUCAGAAUAACGGCAACCGAGCCAAUGAUAGUCAAUACUGAAGUACUGAUUAUAUAGAUGUAUUCAUAAAAAAACCAAACAAAUGCGUUUAAUGAUGCUGA